Molecule: messenger RNA, 1927 nt
Organism: Panthera uncia (snow leopard)
Lineage: Eukaryota; Metazoa; Chordata; Mammalia; Carnivora; Felidae
Gene: CRHBP
Product: corticotropin releasing hormone binding protein
Exons: 7
Coding region: 350-1318 (322 amino acids)
Biological process (GO): negative regulation of corticotropin secretion; negative regulation of corticotropin-releasing hormone receptor activity; hormone-mediated signaling pathway
Molecular function (GO): corticotropin-releasing hormone binding
Source: RefSeq, a predicted model, not a curated record
CCUUCACUUAUUUUCUAUCCUUACCUCCUUCUUUGUCCCACAGUUUAGUUCAAUAAGUUUUAAAUGCCUACAAUCAUUCUUGGUGAAUAACGCUGGACCACUCUGAGAAUUUGUGGCUGAGAGCUGGACCCUCGUCAUCAGCACGCACUUUGUCACUGAGACAGGGUAACCCAUGGUUACUGAGCUCAGAUCAGUUAAGGGGCAGAGAGCCUCCCCUCCUCACUGCUCUAUAAAAGAGACCCAGCAAAGGGACCCUACCAGCUUCUAGCUCUCAGCCUGGGCGUAGUUUUGGGAAGCAAAGCCUGAGACCUCCAGAGCCCAGCCGACCAGCUGCAGAGGCAAGACCAGCAUGUCGCCUUCCUUCAAACUUCAGUGUCACUUCAUUCUCAUCUUCUUGAUGGCUCUAAGAGGGGAGAGCCGGUACCUAGAGCUGCGGGAAGCUGAGGACCACGACCCUCUCCGGUUCCUGGGCGCCAACCUGAAGCGGGAGCUGGCGGGGGAGCCGCUGUACCGCCGCGCGCUGCGGUGCCUGGACAUGCUGAGCCUCCCGGGCCAGUUCACCUUCACCGCCGACCGGCCGCAGCUGCACUGCGCCGCCUUCCUCAUCGGCGAGCCCGAAGAGUUCGUCACCAUCCACUACGAUCUGGUCUCCAUCGACUGCCAGGGCGGCGACUUCCUGAAGGUAUUUGAUGGUUGGAUUCUCAAGGGGGAGAAGUUCCCCAGUUCCCAGGAUCAUCCUCUCCCCACAACUGAGCGGUACAUAGAUUUCUGUGACAGUGGUCUUAGCCGAAGGAGCAUCAGAUCCUCCCAGAAUGUGGCCAUGAUCUUCUUCCGGGUUCGUCAACCAGGAAACGGAUUUACAGUAACCAUAAAGACAGAUCCCAACCUCUUUCCCUGCAAUGUCAUUUCCCAGACCCCAAAUGGAAGGUUUACCCUGGUAGUCCCGCACCUGCAUCGAAACUGCAGCUUCUCCAUAAUUUAUCCUGUGGUGAUCAAAAUAUCUGAUCUCACCCUGGGACACUUACAUGGUUUGCAGUCAAAGAACCCCUCAGCAGGUUGUGGGGGAAUAGGAGACUUUGUGGAGCUGUUGGGAGGAACUGGACUGGACCCUUCCAAGAUGAUGCCUUUGGCUGACCUCUGCUAUUCCUUUCACGGCCCUGCCCAGAUGAAAAUUGGCUGUGACAACACGGUGGUGCGCAUGGUCUCCAGCGGAAAGCAUGUAAAUCGUGUGACUUUUGAGUACCGCCAGCUGGAACCAUACGAACUGGAAAACCCAAAUGGAAACAGUAUCCAAGAAAUCUGUUUGUCUACUCUUUGAAUAACCAACCCCAUGAUUUACAUGCUGCUAGCUAAGUGAGUUUUUCAUGGCUGUUAUAUAUGAUUUUGAUGACCAGCAAGGUAAGAGCCUUUCGAAUCAGUCAGUAUUCCCAGGCUUGGACACACAUUACACAUACACACACACAUAUGUAGACACACAUGGGCGUGCAAGCGUGCAUUUAUUUUUGUACCUUGCUUCUUUUUCAUUUGUAAUGUAUAGAUGACCACAUGGCAGCAGAUAAACUCUCCUUUGCCUUUGGUAGGAAAACAGUUUUCUAUAAUUCUUUGGUAUGCUACAAACCUGCCCCGAUAAGACAAGUGCAGAGCAAUGGGCACUAAAAAAUUGUAUCUCAAGGGAAAAUACGACAAAGAAAUUAAAAUGGCGGUGUUUAGAUUUGUCUUAAAACAGAAAACAAUUAAAUGUCUGUAUACCAAAGUAGUUGUAUCUGUGUAUUUUCUGUAUAUUAUUCUGUUUACAGUAGAUAGUAGUCGUAGCUGUUGUUUAUUGAUUUGUAAUGUCUUGUUGCUAACAAAACUCUGGAGCAUGGAAAAAAAUUUUCCAUCCACAAAUACAAACAUGAAUAAAUACAUCAGAAUGUUGGCGCCUUGA